GAAUGCGAAGGAGGAAGGUUGGGCACCUGGUAGAUUGUGCUAAUAAAGGUGGGGCUGAGUGGCAAGGGCAUGGGCAUGGAAAGCUAGCCACAUCGCAAAGAAUCCCACCUGCCAUGGCUGCCAUCCAACCUGCCAUACCCGGCCCUUUCCUGAAACCCCAGAUUGUCCCGAGGCCGGACUCUUCUGAGUCCGAUUCGGAUUCGGACAGCCCGGUUUUUGUCGGCGUCUUGCCCGACGCCAAGUACCCAGCCUCUUCCCAAGUGAUCCACAGCGGGCACUUCAUGGUGUCGUCUCCGCACUGCGACGCCGUGCCCCGUCGGCGUCACCACCAGGUCUACCCAAAGGACCCCCCGAGCAUUGAUCCCACCUUGACGCGCCUCUUUGAGUGCAUGAGUUUGGCCUACAGCGGGAAACUGGUAUCCCCCAAAUGGAAGAAUUUCAAGGGACUCCGUCUGCUUUGCCGGGACAAGAUCCGCCUGAACAACGCUAUCUGGAGAGCCUGGUACAUCCAAUACGUGGAACGCAGGAGGAGCCCCGUGUGUGGAUUUGUCACCCCCUUGGAUGGCUCUGAGGCUGAUGCCCACCGGAAACCUGAAGCUGUUGUGCUGGAAGGCAACUACUGGAAGCGACGGAUCGAGGUGGUAAUGAAGGAGUAUCACAAGUGGCGGAUCUACUACAAGAAGAGGCUCCGCAGGUUCAGCCGAGAAGGGGAAGGACCUAGCCCCAAACCGGGCGAUGAGGCGUGGAAACCAACCAACAGUUGGUGCGACCAGCUCUUUUCCAACGUGGUCCCAAUGCUGUUGAGGGACAAGGCAGCAGAGGAGGACGCAGAAGGAAGGCCGCUCUUUGAUCUGGACAGUUUCCUCUCGGACAUCUCCGACACCCUCUUCACCAUGACCCAGCCUGGAUGCCCACCACAACUGUUGCCCGACGAAGCCUAUAUCGGCAAUGCGGACAUGAUCCAGCCAGACCUGACCCCGCUGCAGCCGAACCUGGAUGACUUCAUGGAGAUCUCUGAUUUCUUCUCCAGUCCUCGUCCGAUGCCUGCUCAGACUCCCCUUGCCUACCAGGACCAAAACUGCUUUGGACCCAUCCCAGAGCCGCUCUGCCUUGGCAGCAAUAGUGGAGGCAGCACUGGCACUGCCAACCUCCUUCCCGCCACUAGUCCUGCUGACACUUUGCUCCCGCCAUGCCCUGCCAGCUCUCCACGCCUGUCCAGCCCUCGUCCCCAGGUGUGUAUCCAUGCAGAUGGCCACCUGCUUUUCCCAUCCCAGCCUGGAGGGAGCUGCUCAGCUCAGCUUGGCUCGCCGGGGGUCUUCCUCAGCCCAGACCUCCAACCGGCCCCUCUGCCCUCGGCGUUGCCCAACAGUCUCAAGCUCAAGCCCCCGCUGGCCUACAGCUUGCCCAGCAAGUGGCCAUACCUGGAUGCUUAUACCUCUUACUGCUCUGCCAGCACCCCACUGCCUACCUCCCCUCCACUUUUAGGGCAGGAGCCUGUGUGCCCCCUUCCCUCUGCGCCCCAUUCAAAGCUGCACUACCCACCCUCUGCCCUCUUCUCCCGCUCACCUCCUUCCAACCCCUGCUUCCCCCAAAACACCCCAGUCUAUGAGCUGCCUUCUGGGUACCACCAUCCUCCUUUCAGUGCCACCCACUUAUACCCAGGGAUGCCAAGUGGACCACUUUUGGGGAUGGCCAGAGGGCAACCGCAGCAGCCUAACAGAGGCGACGAGAGGUCCAAGAUGAAGGGGACAAGUGCCAAGGCCAAGAGAUCCGUCAGACCUCUGGCGGGCUCUCCAGCCAUCCCUGUGCCCAACCCAUGCCUAACACAACUGCUGACCACAGCAGCUAAGCCAGAGCCCAACCUAGAAGCUCUGCCCACUCCUCCUCCCAGCCAAACCUUGCUCCCAGCGGCACCUGAAUCUAUGCAGCAAAACAUGUUUUGUGACGAACCCAUUGGCUACUUGCCCCAGAUGAGCCAGCCAAGUCCUCGACUCUCCCCCACUGCCAGCCCUUCUCCAUCGAUCCCUGCUAUCGCCCCCUCAACUGGUGCCUUACUGGUCCCAAAGACGGAGCGCCUCUCCCCAACCCCGGUCUGUGCCACUACCCGGAGGAGGUCAGGACAGGGAUCUCCGGUCUCCGUAGAGGGGCUGGUUUUUCCUCCUCAAUACUCAAGUGCCCGGAGCAGGACCGAGCCUAACAAGACUGAGAGUCGCCGCAUCACUCACAUCUCUGCUGAGCAGAAGCGCCGGUUCAACAUCAAGCUGGGUUUCGACACAUUGCACAGUUUGGUGAGCACUCUCAGUGCUCAGCCCAGCCUCAAGGUUAGCAAAGCCACCACGCUGCAGAAGACGGCUGAAUACAUCUGCAAGCUGCAGCAAGAGCGAGCGGCUUUGCAGGACGAGGCGCAGCGCCUGCGGGAUCAGAUCGAGGAACUGAACGCCGCCAUCAAUCUGUGCCAGCAGCAGUUGCCCGCCACAGGGGUACCCAUCACCCGCCAGCGCUUUGACCAGAUGCGGGACAUGUUUGACGAAUACGUCCGUUCCUGCACCUUGCAGAACUGGAAGUUCUGGGUUGUAUCCUUUGUCAGUGGCGGUGAUCCUGUCUGUUCUCGGAAGCAGGGUCAACCCUGCAUCAUCAUGCGCCCGCUCUUUGAGUCCUUCAAUGGGAUGGUGUCCACCACCAGCAUCGAGAGCCUGAGUCAGACGUCCCUGGCCUGGUUGGAUCAAUAUUGCUCGCUCCCGGCUCUGCGACCCACCGUCCUGAGCUCCCUCCGCCAGCUCAGCGUCUCCACGUCCAUCUUGACCAACCCGGCAGGCAUCCCAGAACAGGCUGUCCAAGCAGUCAUGGGCACGGCCCCCCAAAAUGGCUCUUCCUAGCGAAAAAAGAAGCCCACCUGGCGGGGCAGAAGUGUGCAUUGCUUCUCGAAGAGGGAUGAUGGAUUAUGCCAAACACCACAGAAGGGGAUUCAGAGCUGCCUUUUGGAAAGGCUUCCUCAUCUAUGCUUUCUCCUGACUAAGCAGCGGGUCUUUUGCACAGCAAACGGAUCUUCAUUGUACUUUCAUGGCAUCGCCAUAUAUAUAUAUAAAGCAUUUCAGCUCGUGAAAAGAGACCAUCUCAGGGAAGACCUAGCAUGCUCUCUUCAUCUUGACUCAAAGCUGCUGGGCCAAAAUAAUCUCAGCCGCCAGAAUCGGCCGAGGCAACCUCUUUCCUCUUUGCCUCUUCUGCACUAGUCACUGUAUAUUAUUAUAUUAUUCUUUGUAUAAGUUAUAUUAUUCUUUGUAUUUGGCUGAGGGUCCGGAUUGUGGUCCUGUCUCCCUUCGGCCCCAGCUUGCAGCUCAGCUCGGUUUUGGAGGAGGCUUUUGCAAGAGACAGAAAGGAGCCCAUCGCGUGUUGCUUCUCCUCCUUUGCUUUUGUUGUACCUUUUAGGUCAGUCGUUACACAGCGGUAAAACCGCAAAGUGCAGGCACUCUUUGUGUAGUAGAACGGCCAUUAAAAGCGCUGCAGAAAAGCUG
This is a messenger RNA of Sceloporus undulatus (fence lizard), 3512 nucleotides long. It is a transcript of the gene MLXIPL, whose product is annotated as MLX interacting protein like. Gene Ontology annotation, molecular function: DNA-binding transcription factor activity, RNA polymerase II-specific; protein dimerization activity; RNA polymerase II cis-regulatory region sequence-specific DNA binding. Lineage: Eukaryota; Metazoa; Chordata; Lepidosauria; Squamata; Phrynosomatidae. Gene Ontology annotation, cellular component: nucleus. The transcript has 17 exons. Bases 3 to 2876 code for a protein of 957 amino acids. Gene Ontology annotation, biological process: regulation of transcription by RNA polymerase II. The record is from RefSeq and is a predicted model, not a curated record.